AUGAACGUUACUAACUGUGCUCCAUUCAUCGACGCCUCCUUUGGCCCUUUUGUCCCUCCCGAAUGCCGUGAUGGCUUCGACUUUACUCUCGUCUUUGAACAAUCCAUUCUUGUGCUCAUCCCAGCCUCUCUUCUACUUGUUAUUGCCCCCUUUCGUAUCUUCCAUCUUCGAAAUGCUCCUGUCAAAGUCACCGGCCAUCGUCUUCGCUCCAUCAAACUGACUCUCAUCGUCCUUUUGGCUGUUCUUCAUCUUGUGCUUGUCGUGCUCUGGGCAACUCUUCUUCGCCCUUCCAACACGCGUCUAGAUCGCGUCUCCAUCGCCGCUGCAUGUGUGUCUUUUGCCUCAAGCCUGAUGUCCUGUAUCCUCUCCCGUGCCGAACAUGCCAAAUCUGCUCGUCCAUCCUCGCUCUUGAAUGUCUUCUUUGCCGUGUCUUUGCUCCUGGAUGUUGCGCUCCUUCGCACCCUCUGGCUCGUCCCUGUGAGUGUGGCCAUUCCGGCUGUUUUCACGGCGGCGUUUGUCCUCAAGGGGAUUCUCGUCGUUGCGGAAGGGUGGAGCAAAGCUCCGUAUCUUGUCUCCGGCUCCGGGAUCCACUCGCCCGAGGUCACGGCCGGACUUUAUGCCCGGGUCGUUUUUACGUGGGUAGCACCGUUGCUGUUGACAGGAUUUCGGAAGUUACUUCGGCCGAUGGAUUUGUUUGAGCUGGAUGAGGAUAUGGGCUCGGCAGGGCUGAUUGGCAGGUUCUGGGGGUAUUGGGACAAACAGAAAGUUCCGGCCGGCAAGCACCGUCUUAUUCUGUGCUGCAUCUCUAAUCUACGAUGGCCCAUCGUUGCGGUCAUUGUUCCUCGCCUGGCGCUUCUAGCAUUCACCAUAUGCCAGCCGCUCAUUCUCAAUCGACUACUUGUAUUCCUCGACGAUACAUCUCAACCAAUCAGCAUCGGCCAUGGCCUCAUCGGAGCAUACGGUCUGGUCUACAUAGGCAUAGCUCUUUCUCAGGCCCUCUACUGGCAUCGCAAUGCUCGCUACGUUACCCUUCUACGGGGCGUUCUUGUCUCUGCGGUAUUCUCCAAAGCUACGGGGCUCAGCACUACGGCCACAGAUGAUUCUGCAGCCGUGACGCUCAUGUCUUCUGAUGUCGACGUUAUAGUAAGAGCCGUCAGGGAGAUUCACGAAUUCUGGGCCAAUAUCAUCCAACUUGGCAUAGCUACUUGGCUCCUGAGUACUCACAUCGGAUACGCUGCUUCUGGCCCCAUUAUAGUUUCCCUCGUUGCACUCAUUGCUACUGUCCUGGUAUCACCACUUGCACGCAAGUACCAGAUAAGAUGGCUGGAGAAGACACAGAAACGAGUUGGCAUCACCUCUGCCAUGAUAGGCCAUAUCAAGAGCAUAAAAUGUUCCGGUCUAGCUCAAAACCUCUCGGAUACCAUUCUCAAUCUUCGAGCUGAAGAGAUCAGAGCUUCAAGGCCCUUCAGAAUUGUCAGCAGCGUUACGUCUGCCAUUGCUCAAGUACCUCUGAUGAUGUCUCCUGUGGCGGCAUUCGCUCUUUUCCAGGGGGUGGCUUCCAAUUCUUCUGAGACUCUGGACGCGACCAGGCUGUUCUCUGCACUAUCACUCAUUAUCCUUCUUGCACAGCCGUUGUUCUUCAUGUUCGAGGUCAUUCUGGAUAUGAGUGCUGCUUUGGGCGCUUUUGAGAGAAUCCAGAAAUUCUUGGCACAAGAAACACGCCGUGAUCCUCGCAAGAUACGGUCUGGAUCAAGCUCAGCAGUAUCUCCUGGAGUGGAAACCGACUGUAUUGAACUGAGGAUGCUAAGAGAGACCACUUUGCCGUCUAUAGAAGACGCCGAUACUAGCAGUUUUGCAGUUGAGGUCUCCCAUGCCAACAUAGCAUGGUCAGAAGGGCGCACUCUAUUGCAAGACUUGUCAUUCAAGGUCAACUACAACCAACUUGUUAUUCUUCUAGGUCCAGUAGCGUCAGGCAAAAGCACUCUCUUAAAGGCGAUCCUUGGGGAAGUUCCAUUCACAGCCGGAACAGUCAGUCUUAACAGCGAACGUGUUGCUUGGUGUGAGCAAAGUCCUUGGCUUCUGAAUCGAACAAUUCGAAAUAACAUCAUUGGCCACGCUCAUUUCGAUGCUACUCUUUAUCAAAAUGUGGUCAAGGCCUGUGAUCUUGAGAAGGAUUUCAGUCAGCUUCCACAGGGCGAUGGUACUGUUAUCGGUAGCAAAGGGCUUGCUCUCAGUGGCGGUCAGAAGCAACGAGUGGCUUUGGCGAGGGCUGUUUACUCACAGCCAAAAGUCGCUCUUCUUGAUGAUGUCUUCAGUGGACUAGAUAGUCAGACUGCACAGACAAUAUUUGAGAAUCUCUUUGGCAAGCAAGGCUUGUUGCGGAAGUGGAAAACAACGACCAUUCUUGCUACUCAAUCAGCGAACUUUCUCCCUGCCGCCGACCAUAUCAUCUGUCUAAGCAAAGGAGGAAAUAUCUCUGAACAAGGAUCAUUAAGUAGUCUUGAGAAUGCGGGUGGAUAUGUGCAAUCUCUGUUGGAAGGUAAGACGACACACGAAGCUUUGGAGAUUACAGGUGAGGAUGUUAUCGAACCGACCACUCAACCAAAACAGACAGUCUCUCAGCAACAUGAUGAACAGGAAGACUGGCGUCGACAGCGGGGAGACUCGACCGUGUAUCAAUACUACUUCAGCAGCACUGGCAGUCUAUUCAUGGUUACCCUUCUCGGACUCGAGAUCGUCUGGGCUUUCCUCGAGAGCUUUCCAACAAUCUGGCUCAAACUUUGGACCGAUGACAAUGAGAAGGGAAAUGAUAGAGCGGAUUACUACCUUGGCAUCUAUGCUGCCUUGCAGAUCAUGGGCGUCAUUUGGUUUGCAAUCCUCAUAUGGUUUGUCAUCGUAUUGGUAGCCGCAAGGUCUGGCAUCACUCUACACAAGAGACUACUGUCUACCGUUAUCCGGGCGCCAUUAUCACUAUUUACAACGACAGAUAUUGGUUCCAUCACAACGAGGUUCUCUCAGGAUAUAGGGAUGGUGGAUAACCAUCUUCCCCUAGGACUUGUUGUAACCCUCGCCAGCUUCUUCGGUGCCAUCGCCAAAGCUGGUCUCCUCGCCGCCUCGACUCCCUAUAUAGCAGCAGCAUUCCCCCUACUGGGCGCGAUCUACUUCUAUCUCCAGCGUGGCUACCUUCGAACAUCUCGUCAACUCCGUCUCUUAGAUCUCGAAGAGAAAGCACCUUUGUAUACACAGUUCCUCGAGACUCUAUCUGGUCUAGCAACUAUACGUGCUUUCGGCUGGGGUGACGCUAUCUUAGAAGCCAAUCACGCCCUAGUUGACCGCUCUCAAAGACCAUUUUAUCUUCUUAUGAUAGUUCAACGCUGGCUUGUCUUGGUUCUCGAUCUGACGACCGCGGGUCUCGCUUUACUCCUCGUUGGACUCGCCGUUCGUCUUCGUGGUGAAGUUGACGUGGGUUUGACAGGUGUAUCACUCGUCCAGCUUAUCUCGUUGAGCGAGACCGUCAACCUGCUCAUUCAGUUCUGGACGUCCAUCGAGACAUCUAUCGGUGCUGUAGCUCGUAUCAAGCAAUUUGCUGAGGACACUGGAGAAGAGAACUUGCCUGGCGAGACGCAGGAGCCUCCGCCCCAGUGGCCCGACAAAGGUGCUAUACAAGUCAGCAACUUGACGGCGUCGUAUGGAGAUGGAAAGGAAGACUUUGUUAACGCUCUCGAUGCUGUAUCCUUGGAGAUCAAGCCUGGGGAGAAAAUCGGCAUCUGUGGUCGUACAGGAAGUGGUAAAUCGUCUCUGUUCCUCGCGCUUCUGCGACUUCUUGAUCCUUCGUUUGGUAGCGUCACUAUUGAUGGAAUAUCUCUUUCUUCACUGCCACGCGAUACCAUUCGCAGCCGCCUUAUCACGCUUACACAAGAUCAGUUCGUCCUGCCAGGCACCGUUCGGCACAACGUAGACCCACGAGGUGUCUACUCUGAAGUUGACAUCAACGAAGCAAUACGCCUUGUUGGACUGUCCGAUGCUAUAGAACAGCAUGGAGGGCUGCACGCUUCCUUCGACGAGGAUAUGUUGAGUCAUGGCCAGAAGCAACUCUUCUUCCUAGCGAGAGCAGUCCUAAGGAAGCAUGACGGAAGAGUUGUUCUCCUUGACGAAGUUACGAGCAGCGUGGACCAUAAGACCGAGAAAGUUAUCAAAGCCAUCAUUGGGGACGAAUUCAAGGAGCAUACAGUUGUGUCUAUCACCCAUCGUCUCGAUACUAUCGUCGAUUUCGACCGCGUAAUCGUGAUGGGAAAGGGCUGCGUCGUCGAGAUCGGUAAGCCAAAGGACCUUCUUGCUUCAAACAGCAAGUUCAAAGCUCUUUGGUCAGCCAGACCUCGCUCUGUGGCAUAG
Molecule: messenger RNA, 4392 nt
Organism: Fusarium coffeatum
Lineage: Eukaryota; Fungi; Ascomycota; Sordariomycetes; Hypocreales; Nectriaceae
Exons: 14
Coding region: 1-4392 (1463 amino acids)
Biological process (GO): transmembrane transport
Cellular component (GO): membrane
Molecular function (GO): ATP binding; ATP hydrolysis activity; ABC-type transporter activity
Source: RefSeq, a predicted model, not a curated record